CGUGCCUGGAUGCCAGUGAAAUUCCAACUUCCUAUCCUGGAGUCCUGAUCGAUGGAAAUGGUAUCUGUAAAUUCAGAAUCGGCUGCCUACCCGCCACGCUGCCUUGCACUCAUGCCUGAUUGAACGCCUUCACGGUGAAGAUCCCUCAACAAACCAGACAGAAGCCCCGUAAACGUAGUGGGAGUGAUCAGACGGAUCCCAAAGCGCCGAAACAACCACAACGCCACCACAAAGAACGCCUCCAGUCUUCGCACCAUGAUGCUCUUCCAAACUUCACCGCAUCCUUUCCAAUACAUAAAGAUUGGCUGAAUAAAAUAGACUGAAAUAAGGAGAGGGCGGCAUGCGGAACGACAGCGGCGUGAUGGACUCUGGGCGUGGUGGUUGGAGCUUGACCACGCGACCAUUGCUCCUGCUGAGGAUGCCGGUGCGGUCAAGUUUGCCCAGACGGGUACAGCACACCCGAGUCACUAUCCUGGUCUCCGGCGCAACCUCAUCCAUCCCUGACUCGUUUCUAGCCGUCAAGUGGUGGCUCUUUCUGCCAAUGAGGAAACGAACUAGACCCGGCGUCCAGCCCAUGUCCGUCAUUCGGAAGGGGCUGGAGGCCGGGAAGCCGGGAAGCCGGGAGCGGAGUGCGGGCGAUGAGAAGGUGUCGAAUGUCGAUCGGCUAUCUCCAGCGACCCUCCUUGUCAACCGCCUGAGGAUUGCAGGUGCUUCAGUACGGGCAGCUGGCGCAGUGAGCACUGCUGGGACAGUAGUCGUGGGUGCCAAAAUCGACGGCUUUGCAGCAAAACGAGCAGCAGUGGUUGACGAGUUCCUGAUACUCCGUGACCGCCAUGUUGCCUGGUACCUGCCCUGCCAUUUCAUGCGUUCGUCGGACCAAUCGAUGAGAGUGGACAAGGCGCGCGAGAAAAAGGAAGUCAGAAUUGCCAUCAAACACCGCGCCGCCGGUAUCCUGCCAAGACCUUUCAGUUUUGUCACGGGAACGAGCCGACACCUGCCGCCAGCAACACCGAAGCCGGAUCGCAUGGAGAUUAUCCCCUUCUUCAAACCUCAAUCCUUGACUUUGUCGAGGUUUCAUGAGUUCAAGGAGCUACCGCCCCCAAAGCGGAAGAAAUCCGAGGAGUAUGGUGGUUUAGCUGAGCAUAACCAGGGCUCUGCGACCCCGAACGCCUAUCCCCGCAGACCGCCUGGCUACGGCCCAAGACCGGGAAAGCUCAGGAAGCUCACCGAUCGGCUUCCUACAGCGUCUUCGCUGUCGUGCACCCUCAACUGCAUCAGCUGUGAUAGCCUCAACCGAAGCAAGCUCAGUCGCAAUCUUUCGGUCAAGAAGGUUUACAUUCGUGAUAGAUCGCUCUCCGGAAUGCCCAGUUUGGCCUAUUCGUGGUUUACGCAGUCCGCAUGUGCAUGUAGUAAUCCGCAUCUGCCGGAGGAGCCAAAUCUCUCGGUCAAGCUGGAGCACGCUGAGGGGCCCAGUCAAGUGCGGAGGUUUGUUGUGGAUCUGUGGGUCUCCUUGGCCCUGUAG
Parathielavia appendiculata is the source of this 1522-nucleotide messenger RNA. RefSeq lists its product as uncharacterized. The coding region runs from base 341 to 1522 and encodes 393 amino acids. The record is from RefSeq and is a predicted model, not a curated record. Lineage: Eukaryota; Fungi; Ascomycota; Sordariomycetes; Sordariales; Chaetomiaceae. The transcript has 9 exons.